AUGCCUACCACUCAGGUAACCCCCACGGAAGAUGUGCUUCUGCAGGGCAUUGCCGACGCUCUCUUCAAAGCUCGCAAAGUCGUGGUCAUUACCGGUGCCGGCAUUAGUACCAAUUCUGGCAUACCGGAUUUUCGAAGCGAAAAUGGACUGUACUCUCUAAUUCAAGCUCAAUUCGACGCCGCAAGCAGAGAAAAUGUUCCGGGAGGCAGGCGUCUGUCAUCAUCUUCUGCAUCGUCAUGCUCAGACACCCCCCCGGCAGAACGACCCAUUAAGCGACAGAAGAUUUCCUCCGAGGACUCGGCAAUAUGUAUACCGAAGGAAGACAUGCAAACAGCCAACGCACAAGAGACUGUAGGAUCCGACGAUGAGAGGCUGUGUUCUGCAGGAGAGGGUGCAGUGAAUCUGAUGCCCAGCCCUCCCAGUACUAGGUCGAGGGCCAAGAAGGCAUUGGAAUUCACCAAAUAUACCGUCAGCCGCCAGAGCACACCCGCGAAGGCACAGGGCGAGCUUCGACGUUCCAGGAGAGCGCAAUCAUUACCCCCGAGCCCACCACGAGAUGCGGCACCGGCGCGAAGCUUUCCUUCAGCAGCCGAACUUCGAGCGCAGAGCCCCAUCCGCACCUCCUUGCGCGUCCGAGGGCGCUCCGCGAGCCCCGAUCCCAGGCGGCGACCAAACGCGUACCAAACGAACUCCGCUGAACUGCGAAAGAGGUCCCUACUAACCUCUUCGCUGAAUUCGAUGCAAGCGGCCGACAUUGAGCCUCCAAGCCUCGCCUCAAGCCCGUUGAGACCACGCCAGACCUGGCCCAAUGACGAGUCUGAGGAAACUCUUCCCCCGGCCGCUUCGUCAUUCAGGGCUGACCUGAUCGCCGCACAACUCACUACACCUAGAACCACUAGAUUUCACUCCGAUUUCAGCUCACCUCUGUCAUCACCACCCCUAGGCUUCUCCUCGUCACCCCUUUCAUCUCCCCCAACAAUUCUAUCCGACCCAUUCCGGGAGGCUUCUUCGUCGACGAGCCGGCAAUCUUCCAGUACAGCAAGCAGUACAGUGUCUUCAGAAAUCGACGAAACACCUCCAUCUUCCAACCCGGCCAAGGCAUUACCCAACAUCAAAGGCAGGGACCUUUUCGACGCCUCCAUCUGGGCUGACCCUCUACGAACUUCGGUGUUCUACACUUUUGCCACUACAUUACGACAAAAGGUCAAGGAUGUUCAGCCUACGGCGUCUCAUCACUUCAUCGGCCACCUGCGCAACCGUGGCAAGCUGGUCCGGUGCUACACGCAGAAUAUUGAUCAGAUCGAGGAGAAGGUGGGGCUUACGACCUCACUUCAUGAUGGGCCUGGCCACCGGGGUCGCUUUUCAAGGAAGUCGACGACACAAGUGCCGACUCCACCCACGCCACCCAGUCACGACGAGAUUCCAAAGGACGCUGGAAAUUCCCGGGAAGCAAAUAAUGAGCCAACUCAAUCACAGACGAGUGAAGACGGGGAGGGGAUUGAGCAAGUGUUGGCUCGUGGCCUGACUGAGCAACAACCUCCACGACAGGAAAAGAAGUCCAGUGGCGUUGAAUGUGUGUUCCUCCAUGGAUCUCUCGAGUCUCUGCGAUGCUUUCUUUGCGGCAAAAUCUGUGACUGGGACGACGAAGGACGGGCGCACGAAACCCUCUCUGGCCGUCAACCCGAAUGUCCUUACUGUGCGGGUGCCACCGCGGCGAGGCAGGAGAGGGGCAAGAGAGCACUAGGUGUGGGCAAGCUGAGACCAGACAUUGUCCUCUACGGCGAAGAGCAUCCCAAUGCCCACCUGAUAUCCCCAAUUGUCACACAUGACCUUGGACUAUGUCCUGAUCUCCUUCUCAUCCUUGGCACCUCGCUGAAGGUGCACGGUCUGAAGGUCCUGGUCAGAGAGUUUGCCAAGACCAUUCACAAUAGAGGCGGAAAGGUUGUUUUUGUCAACUUUACAAAGCCUCCUGAAAGCUCAUGGGGGGAUAUCAUCGACUAUUGGGUGCAGUGGGAUUGCGACGCUUGGGUGUCCAACCUGAAGGAAAGAAUUCCAUUGAUGUGGCUUCCCCCAGGAACGAAGCUGCCAAAGAAAAAGAAGGAAGUCAACGAUAAGGCCAAGAAGCGCCAGAACAAUGCAGACGGGAAGACAAACCUGGAUACGGCUGGGCCAUGCGGCGAGGUUCCAGUACUUACAACGGAGGCGGCCGUCAAGGCAGAGAUGCCAGAAAUACCGAAAAGGACCAUCGAGACGACAGAUCCAGCCGAAAAGCAUCAGCCGCAAACCCAAGAGCAGGAAAUACAGACCACGGAGAUCCAGGGGCUCGCGGAAAGUCGAGGACCUGCAAACAGCUCAGUUAAGGUCGAGCCGACGCAGGACGAACAACCGCAGCAGAAGAAGGCUUCCCAAGAUACCCCACCAAAGUCCUCGCCUCAACGCCCGAUGGCAGUGCGAGAUGACAAAACCAGCGCGGCCUACCUCACCUGGAAGAUAAGGAUGGAGCUUCGCCGCAUUUCUGGCACCGAAACCCCGCCCUCAACCUGCUCUGCACCUUCAAAAGUCAGCAAGCCAAGAACGAAGCGGUCCAGGAAGUCUGCACCAGCCGCGCUACCCGAGCCCGCGCAACCUGACAUCAAUCCUAAUGAUGCGCAAGGCUCUCAGGAGGUGCCGGUCGGAGCAUUGGAGGACGCCCACAAUUCGAUCGCAACAAGUGGUCUGCCACGGAGCGACCUGGUCGUCGAGGAUGUUGUCAUGUCGGGGGUGGAGGUAAACUCCAUGGUCGCGGCCGUCAAGCUGAAUCCUAGAAAGAGGAAGCGGAAGACGAUCGACGGCGUAGAGGUCUCCUUCACGGGCACACCCCGCUCAACAUCAGCCAGGGCUCUCCCACGACCGACUCCGAAAGUCAAAGUUUCGCGAAGUAAGGACAAGCCGUUGGCAGUGUCGCCCAAGAUUCUCUCCGACAUUCAACGUGUGUCGACGGAGGAUUCGGUGAAGCUUCCGCCUCUUCGCAUGAGCCAGAUGCCGGAGGCGACACCAUCGAAGCCGCCCGCGAUGGAACCUGUACAUUCUCCCCCAGGACCUCUCACAGACAUCUCGCCUAACUCGCAGAGUCGCGUGGUUCACAGAAGACGGACGAUUUCGGAUCCAUUCUAUUUGAGCGACGUUCUUAUCAAUCAGCUGGUGCGGGCGCCUGGAUGGACUGUCCCGCAGUGCAUACAGAUCGAGGCACAGUCCCAGAAGGAGGCAGAAGCCGCCAUGGUGUUGGAGGGACUGAAGAACUCGAGUGGCCCAGCAUUCGUUGCGAGGGAUCAUUGA
Colletotrichum aenigma is the source of this 3315-nucleotide messenger RNA. It is a transcript of the gene HST3, whose product is annotated as NAD-dependent histone deacetylase HST3. Gene Ontology annotation, molecular function: NAD+ binding. Bases 1 to 3315 code for a protein of 1104 amino acids. Lineage: Eukaryota; Fungi; Ascomycota; Sordariomycetes; Glomerellales; Glomerellaceae. The record is from RefSeq and is a predicted model, not a curated record. The transcript has 2 exons.